UGUUAUCGCAAAACAUGAAAAUUAUUUGAAAGUAAAUACAUAAAGAUUUAUCAUAGUUUAAAACCAUGGGGUCCAAGUUGAACUUCUUUGUCGUUUUGAAUAUCGUAGCAUUUUUCAAAGAAAUGAGCGGAUUUUUACUGCAGCCUGAUGCGGACACAACUGUUCAUGUAAACUGCGGAAAAGUACGCGGUGAGUGGUCAACGACAGACAGUGGAUUUUCGUUCAAAGGAAUUCCAUAUGCUGUUCCACCCGUGGGACAUUUAAGAUGGCGGCCACCGAUUCCAGUUCGCACGGAGAACAAUAACUGCUGGACAGGAACUCUACAGGCUCGACAGUUUGGAAGCCCAUGUGUCCAGAGAGAUUCAGUGAACAUUUCGAAUGUAAUUGGAAGCGAGGACUGUCUCUAUCUAAACGUUUUAACACCGACAUUGGAUACCCAUGCCAAACUUCCGGUAAUGUUUUGGAUUCAUGGCGGGUACUUAUUGUUUGGAAACGGAAACCAGUAUGAUAUUGGAUAUGCUCCGACCCUGGCAUUAGCUAAAAAACUAAAUGUUGUCUUUGUCAGUAUAAAUUACAGGCUGAAUGCUUUUGGUUUCAUGGCGUUAGAGUGGCUAAAAAAUGGCUCUUCAACAAACACUUCCGGUAACUAUGGUUUCAUGGAUAUGAUAGAAGGACUGCGUUGGGUUCAGGAAAAUAUUCACAGUUUCGGUGGUGAUUCAAGUCAGGUGACGGCUUUUGGCCAGAGCUCCGGAGGAACAUCGCUCAUAGCUCUACUUUCCUCGCCCCUUUGUAAAGGUCUAUUCAGUAAAGUGUGGAUGUUGAGUGCUUCACCAGUUAUGAAUAAAACAGCACCAGAAGCAUUUAAAGAUAAUGAAAUCUUUAUAAGGAAUGCAGGAUGUGGCGACGUUUCGUGUCUUUUCAACCUGUCAGCUUCGAAAGUGAUUACUAGCAUACCGUGGGACGUUUAUCCUUACUGGGCCAUGGACGAUUUACUAGCGUUACCUGAACGUGGGAGGUUUGACGGUGCUUUGGCCAUUGUAGAUGGAUAUGUUCUACACGAGACACCAUUCGAAGCUUGGGCACGGGGAAAUGGUGUGGACGUACCAGUGUUGAUAGGAAGCACGGCCCAAGAAGCUGACCAGUCGCCUGUUCCGGUUGAAGUUCUUAACUGGACAUGGAGUACAAGCGAAUAUAGAGACCACGUUACAAAGAAACUGUGUAACUUCAGUGACAUAGUGGCUAACGCAGCUUUGAAUUUAUACCCAGAAAAUGCCUCUACGCCGGAGUUUCAGCUUACAACUAUGAUCAGUGAUCUACGAGUCAACUGUGGUACGAACUACUUGGCAACUGUCAUAGCAGCUGGAAUAAUGUCACCAGUUUAUCGAUACGUUGCAACGUACUAUACGAAAGGUCAAUCAGCGACACCGUUUGGUACCAUGUAUCCAGUAAAUUAUGCUUAUCACGGUAUAGACAUAUUUGGCUUUUUCGGCACAAUGAAUAAUGUUUUAGCAAAUGGCCGCGGAUCAAAUGAUACAGUAUGGGAAGAUCGAGUGCAACGUGAAAUUUCGUCCUUCGUUAAGACGGGAAAACCAGACACAGCUGACUGGCUACAGUAUCCUGAUAGUACAGCUGAACUUGAUACAGAAACCAAAGCUUUUCGCGGUUACCACUCAUCUCAGUGUGAAUUUUGGCUUCAAAAUGGAUUUUUCUCCUACUCAUGGAUUAACUGAUUUUCAGUCAGUAUCAGACCACAAUACAGAUAAAUGUUUCAACUGAAAAUUUGUGCUAACUAUCUAUUUUUACGUUUUCAUUCUUUAUUUGGAGCAAAAACAAGUACAUGUUUAUGUUUUGUCA
This is a messenger RNA of Mercenaria mercenaria, 1854 nucleotides long. Its product is annotated as para-nitrobenzyl esterase-like. The transcript has 4 exons. The coding region runs from base 66 to 1730 and encodes 554 amino acids. The record is from RefSeq and is a predicted model, not a curated record. Lineage: Eukaryota; Metazoa; Mollusca; Bivalvia; Venerida; Veneridae.